CGAGGAGUGCGACGCGGAUCCAUCAUUUGAGUUUUAUUCUAUAUAUCUGAUUUAUUUUAUCCACCAUCCCGUGCAACAUCCACUAUAGCCACUAUAACCACCCGUGUGUAGUGUGUGUGUGUGUGUGUGUGUGGGCUUGGGCCUGGGCCUGGGUUGAUAAUACUUAGUAAUUCUCGCUGCCCGACUCGCCAAGGGGCUGUCUCCGUUCAGUUGAGCGCUGGACGAGCAGCAAGUAACAUCCGGUCCACCGAUCCGAUCCCGAUCCCGGUCCGACACCGACUUGAACCGAGUGCAGCGCGCAUGGAUAGCUGAUAGAUCUCUUAAAAGAUCCCUCGUGUACUUGGGUGUAGAGUGCGUGAUCCGGUCGUUGUUGUUGUUGUUGUUGUUUUUUUUUCGUUUCGUUUUUUUUUGCUGGUGAACAAGCUGCAAAGAGCAGGGAGCGAUAAGGAUCAGGAUUCGAGAACCGAACGCCGAAGUGUAAUGGAAGUGUUGAAGAAGGACGCCGCUUUGGGCUCGCCCAGCAGCGUCUUUUACUUCCUGCUGCUGCCCACGCUGGUGCUGUGGUACAUCUACUGGCGCCUGUCCCGGGCCCAUCUCUACAGGCUGGCCGGAAGGCUGCCGGGACCCAGGGGCCUGCCCAUUGUGGGUCAUCUGUUUGAUGUGAUUGGACCGGCCUCAUCCGUUUUCAAGACAGUCAUCCGGAAGAGCGCUCCCUUCGAGCACAUAGCCAAAAUGUGGAUCGGCCCCAAGCUGGUGGUCUUCAUCUACGAUCCCAGGGAUGUGGAGCUGCUGCUUAGCAGCCACGUCUACAUUGACAAGGCCUCCGAAUACAAGUUCUUCAAGCCCUGGCUGGGCGACGGCCUCCUAAUCAGCACAGGUCAGAAGUGGCGAUCGCAUCGCAAACUCAUCGCACCCACAUUCCAUCUGAACGUCUUGAAGAGCUUCAUCGAGCUCUUCAACGAGAACUCGAAAAAUGUGGUGCGGAAGCUGCGUGCGGAGGAUGGUCGCACGUUUGAUUGCCAUGAUUACAUGAGCGAGGCAACCGUGGAGAUUCUAUUGGAGACCGCGAUGGGCGUGUCGAAGAAAACGCAGGACAAGUCCGGCUUCGAGUAUGCCAUGGCCGUGAUGCGGAUGUGCGAUAUCCUCCAUGCCCGCCAUCGCAGCUUCUUUCUGCGCAACGAGUUCGUGUUCACCUUGACCCGGUACUACAAGGAGCAGGGGCGCCUGCUCAACAUCAUCCACGGACUGACCACCAAGGUGAUACGGAGCAAGAAGGCGGCCUUUGAGCAGGGCACGCGGGGCUCGCUGGCCCAGUGUGAGCUAAAGGCGGCCGCUUUGGAGAGGGAACGUGAGGAGCAGGAGAAGGCGGUGAGUGCGCCGAGUCCCGCCAGCGAGGACAAGACCUCCAACUCCACCCCGACCACGACCACAAGCACAGGCACCAUCUCAGGCACAGGCACGCCCGUGGCAGGACUUUCCUACGGCCAGUCCGCCGGACUCAAGGACGAUCUGGAUGUGGAGGACAACGAUAUUGGGGAGAAGAAGCGUCUGGCCUUUUUGGACCUAAUGCUCGAGAGUGCCCAGAACGGCGCCCUCAUAACGGACACGGAGAUCAAGGAGCAAGUGGACACCAUUAUGUUCGAGGGUCAUGACACCACCGCUGCCGGCUCCUCGUUCUUCCUCUCGCUGAUGGGCAUACACCAGGGUAUCCAGGAUCGAGUGCUCGCCGAGCUGGACUCUAUUUUUGGGGACUCACAGCGACCGGCCACGUUUCAGGAUACCCUGGAGAUGAAGUACCUGGAACGGUGCCUGAUGGAGACCCUGCGCAUGUACCCGCCCGUCCCGUUGAUCGCCCGCGAGCUGCAGGAGGACCUCAAGCUAAACUCUGGCAACUACGUGAUCCCCAGGGGCGCCACGGUGACAGUGGCCACCGUCCUUCUGCACCGCAAUCCCAAAGUCUACGCUAAUCCCAAUGUCUUUGACCCGGACAACUUUCUUCCGGAGCGGCAGGCCAACCGUCACUACUACGCCUUUGUGCCCUUCUCCGCGGGACCACGCAGCUGUGUGGGCCGCAAAUACGCGAUGCUCAAGCUAAAGAUCCUUCUGUCGACCAUUUUGCGGAACUACCGUGUCUACUCGGACCUGAGCGAAUCGGACUUUAAGCUGCAGGCGGAUAUUAUCCUGAAGCGGGAGGAGGGUUUCCGCAUCCGGCUGCAGCCGAGGACCAGAUGAACUAGGACAUAGUGGAUCAACGGACACACAGCACACCGUACACAAUAAGCAACACAGAACGGACACUUAUCCAUACAUAUAUCUCUCUACUUGUUGGCAAGUGAUAGUCACCGGUUUAUACAGUAAAUAUUAAUUAUAAUAAAUAAUAAACGUGCUCCAACACUCGAUUUAUUGAAUAGUAAUAAUAAUUAUGUUUUUUCGCAUUUAACACGAAAAAUAACAGCAAAAAUUAUCAUCAUCUUCCUUUAAUCGU
Drosophila kikkawai is the source of this 2485-nucleotide messenger RNA. RefSeq names its product Cytochrome P450 4g15 (gene Cyp4g15). Lineage: Eukaryota; Metazoa; Arthropoda; Insecta; Diptera; Drosophilidae. The record is from RefSeq and is a predicted model, not a curated record. Gene Ontology annotation, molecular function: iron ion binding; monooxygenase activity; heme binding.